Talpa occidentalis (Iberian mole) is the source of this 999-nucleotide messenger RNA. RefSeq names its product lymphocyte antigen 96 (gene LY96). The record is from RefSeq and is a predicted model, not a curated record. The transcript is spliced from 5 exons. Gene Ontology annotation, molecular function: lipopolysaccharide binding; lipopolysaccharide immune receptor activity; Toll-like receptor 4 binding. Gene Ontology annotation, biological process: detection of lipopolysaccharide; positive regulation of lipopolysaccharide-mediated signaling pathway; toll-like receptor 4 signaling pathway. Bases 82 to 564 code for a protein of 160 amino acids. NCBI's taxonomy places the organism in Eukaryota, Metazoa, Chordata, Mammalia, Eulipotyphla, Talpidae. Gene Ontology annotation, cellular component: lipopolysaccharide receptor complex.
UUUCCACUUACUGAAAGGGAAGAAUCUGAUGAUUAGUUACUGAUCCUCUUUGCAUUUAAAAAUUUUUGGAGAUACUAAAUCAUGUUCCCAUUUAUGCUUUUUUCUACCCUGUUUUCUUCCACAUUUACUGAUCCUGGGGAGCAACGCUGGGUCUGCAACUCUUCUGAUGCAAGUGUUUGGUAUUCCUACUGUGAUAACAUAAACUACCAUAUUGCAGUUAAUGUUACUCCCUGUAUAACAUUGAAGAGAAGCAGUGGAUAUCUGCACAUUUUUUACAUUCCAAGAAGAAACAUAGAAAAUUUGUAUUUCAAUCUCUAUUUAUCUCUUUACUCCAUGAAAUAUCCAAUACGCACAGAAAUUAUAUGCCAAGGAGCUGAUGAUAUUUAUUCAUUUUGUGGAGCUCAAAAGGGAGAGACUGUGCAUACAAAAGUACGAUUCUCCUUCACGGGAGUACAAUUUUCUAAGGGGCGAUACAAACUUCUUGCAGAAGCCAUCAGCGGGAGUACUGAAGAUAGGCUCUUUUGCUUGAAUUUUACUGUUAUACAUCGCCCCAACUCCAAUUAAAAUAAAUCAAUCAUAUUUUUAUCUUUUGAAGUUUUAUUCUUCACUUUAAACUUUUUUUUGUAUGGUGUAUUAAUUUUUUUUGUUGCCAUAAAACAUUACCACAGACUGGGUGGCUUAAACAACCAACAUUUAUUUUCUCGUAGUUCUGAAGGCUGGAGAUCUGAGAUGAGUGGUGGUGGGACUGGUUUCCUCAGGUUUCUUUCAACAUGCCCAUGUUAUGAAAGACAAAGAGAUAUUGAGACAUGGCAGCUAAAUGAAAUAAGCGACUGUGAGGUUGAUCUUCACCCAAAUAGAACUGUUUAUAAAGGAACUAGUAAGACAAUUACUGAAACUGAAACAUGGGCUAUAGAUUAAAUUUAAAUUCCUGUAAAGUUUUCUGAAUCUACUGUGAACCUGUGAUUCUGACUGGUUAAUGUAGGUCUGAGUGUGCUAUUA